CUACUACUACUACUACUACUACUACUACUACUACUACUACUACUACUACUACUACUAUCACUAAUACUACUACCACCAUUGUUAUUAAUACCACCACUACUACUACUUGCUACUGCUACUACCGCUACCGUUAUUAUUACUACAUUAUACUGUUAACACCACUACUACCGCUAUUACUCCUGCUACUACAACUACUACUAUAAUUACUAUAGCUAAUAUUGUUAAUACAUUAACUUGCACGACUACUACUACUGUUCCUUAUACUACUAAUCCUCUUACUACUACUACUACUACUGUUCCUUAUACUACUAAUCCUCUUACUACUACUACUACUACUACUACUACUACUACUACUACUACCACUACUACUACUACUACUACUACUACUACUACUACUACUACUACUACUACUACUACUACUACUACUAUUAUUGCCACCACUAUCACUACUACUAUUUAUAACUGUUGAUAUUGAUUAUGUCCCUAAUACUACAAUUUUACUUCAGCAACCCACCGCUAUUGCUGGAGAGGCUCCACAUGAGAUACACUAAGAUCAAGGUACCGACAGUGACGCUUUGUUCUCGGUACAGGCAAGAUGUGUUUGUCUUACUGCGGCGGUUUGCCAUUUUGGCAUUAGUUACCCGUUAUCUGAAUUUCAGAGCGGGUUGGCACUUAUUUUACACCUUACUCACUUUGUUUUACCUUACUUUAUUACCCCGUGAUCCUGUUGGAGCGGGAAGAGUGCCUGGUGUUCCUUUCCUGUUAUCCAUGAGGAGCGGGAGGACACGGUGUUGAACAAGGAGCGGGACAGGUGACAGAGUGUACUGUUGUGAAGGAGUUUGGUUCAUCAAUAUGUCUUCCUCGGGGGAUUCUACACCUCCAAGAAGCGGUUCUUCACAUUCUUGUGGAAGCCGACUCUAUUCGUCCACUAGGCAUAAAAAGAGGAAGAAUAUCCAAUGGUCUGGGGCCUCUGCUAGGGAGGAUGAAGUUGCAAGUGAUCGUGUGUCUAAGAUGGACGCCCGACCACCAGCUAGCCAGUCUGGAGAUGUUAACAAUACUACGUUAUCCAAGUUUUUGGAGGCUUGGGCUGCACUUCAGGAGGGUGUGAAUAAACUUAAGAGUGACAGAGGUGCCAGGGCAAGUGUUGGUUCUGAGCCUGGCACAUCAGGCAUCAGAUCUGGGCCAGCACAGGACUUAGGGGGUACUCAUGAGAUUUCUGCCUCCCCUCCCCCUUCUUCCUCUGGUGCAUUUUCUGGCUUUAGGUCACAAGAAAUGAGUGCUGAAGAAGGUGAGAUCGAAGAUGAAGCUCCUUCGGGCAGUAUUCUGUUACAAGCAGCUAAGGCCUAUGUGCCUAUGGAUGACUGUUCUGAAGCUAUUGAAGAACCGAUUGCUGCAAUGGUGAAUCACUGGUUUUCUCAUGGUUUGAAAGAGGAAGACCAUAAGGAGAUUUUGGCAGAUGAGGCUUCUAAACGUCCUAGAAACUGUAAGGCACUUAUCCCAGUCGAGUGCAACUCACAAGUGCUGGAUGCCCUACCCACUGAGGCAAAGAAAGCUGAUUUCCGACUGAAGGAAAUUGGUAAGGAUAUAACUAAGGCUGCCACUAUUAUGGUUAAAUCACUUACUGUUCUGGACAAGUUUGCCAAUGAGGAGCAGAAUCAGGUUAUUGGUCAUUGGUUAUCAGGUCAUUGGUCAGAAUCAGGUUAUUGGCUAUGCUUAAUGGUGCCUUGGGGUUGUUAGGGCAUGCAAACUUUAAACUGAAUAUGAAUAGGCCCAAGGGGCCGGGGACACUACAAUCCCUGGCAGUAAUUCGGGUAAGGAAUGACUUUGAAGCGGGUCAGCUUCAUAAGUUUAUUGGUGAAUGGUGCAAACUUACCUGUGAUCCUUUCAUUUUGGACAUUGUUAAACAUUGCCAUCUUGAGAUUGAUGAACAGAACAUUACUCAUUUAUUUUCUGAGGAAGUGGAAUACAAAUUUAGUGAUGAGGAGAAAGUUAUUAUGACUAAUGAAAUAGAUAAAUUGUUGAGCCAGAAGGUUAUCAAAGAGACUCACAGACAGGUGGGCCAGAUUAUUUCACCAGUUUUCUUGAGAGAGAAAAAAGAGGGUGGCUACAGGUUGGUGCUUAAUUUGAAGAAACUCAACACAUUCAUGAAUUACAUCCAUUUCAAAAUGGAAAAUUUUGAGCAGGCAAUUAGGCUAAUCAGUUCAGGCGCAUUCAUGGCUUCGGUGGAUCUGAAGCAUGCUUAUUAUUCAGUCAAAAUUGCAGAGGAGCAGCAAAAAUACCUUUGUUUUAAAUGGGCAGGGAAGAUAUACCAAUUCACUUGCCUUCCUAAUGGUGCUUCUGCAGGUCCUCGUCUUUUCACUAAACCUUGAAGGAAUAUAUUAACAGAACGGAGAAUCUGAGAAAGGAAUUUGGGAAGGAUAAUGGGAAACUCCUCAUCAGUGUGGUGAAGCCACAUAAAAGUGUUUCCAAAGAUACAGUGGCAAGGUGGAUUAAAACUGUUCUUGUCGACUGUGGUAUCAAUACUAAGAAAUUCACGGCUGGCAGUGUUCGACCAGCCUCUGCUUGCAAGGCCAAAGCCAUGGAUGUCCCAGUUAACAUUAUCUUAUCUAAGGCAGGUUGGACUCAGGAGACAACCUUUGCUAAACACUAUAAUAAGAAGAUCACUCGGGUUUCAGAUUUUUUUCAAGAGGCCAUACUGGAUUCUGUAUUGUAAUGUUAACAGGUUUCUCUAUUCAUUUGUGUUGGAUCUCAAUUGACAUAUUUUGUUUGUUUUAUACAUGUACUAUAUGUUUUUGUAAGGGACAUAUCUGUUUAAGGAGGAGGAUUUUUCAUACAAUGAAGUUGGGAUACAUA
Scylla paramamosain (green mud crab) is the source of this 2853-nucleotide messenger RNA. RefSeq lists its product as uncharacterized. The record is from RefSeq and is a predicted model, not a curated record. The transcript has 2 exons. Bases 853 to 1737 code for a protein of 294 amino acids. NCBI's taxonomy places the organism in Eukaryota, Metazoa, Arthropoda, Malacostraca, Decapoda, Portunidae.